Molecule: messenger RNA, 969 nt
Organism: Mangifera indica (mango)
Lineage: Eukaryota; Viridiplantae; Streptophyta; Magnoliopsida; Sapindales; Anacardiaceae
Product: eukaryotic initiation factor 4A
Exons: 7
Coding region: 150-776 (208 amino acids)
Source: RefSeq, a predicted model, not a curated record
UGAGUGUAGCGAGUCACACUGACUUCGGCCCAACAUAUUGUGGAAGUGUCUAUUUCAUAUAUGAAAAUUAACCGAACCAAUCAAACGAACCGCUCAUUAUCAAACCGAGUACCUUGAAAGCAGAGGGACCAACUCGAGUCUCCGGCGUCAUGGCGACAGAUGGCAUCGAAGCUGCCUCUCCUCCUUCUCAACAUUUCAGUCAACCUCGUCACUUCUAUGUUGCCGUGGACAGGCUCCAGUUCAAGAUGGAGACGCUGGUGGAUCUGUUAGGCUUGGCUGGGACGCGCACGUGCUUGCCGAUUGUAGUUUGUUGCAGCUCACGUGACGAGCUUGACGCGGUUUGCUACGCCGUUUCCAAUCUCCCUUACAUUUCAUCCUCCUCUCUGUACAGUGACCAAGCUGAAGCAGAGCGAGCUGUAAUCUUGGAAAAAUUUCGGCAAGCUACAACAGUUUGGAGCCAAAAAGUAACUGAGCCAUCAGGAGGUGACACUGACAUUGAAAAAGAUGAGUACAAGUUGCAUAUGAUAGUUGUAACAGAUGCUUGCCUUCCACUUGUUGCUUCUGGAGAAUCUCCUAUAUCUGCUCGUCUUCUGAUAAAUUAUGCUUUACCAACGAAGAAGGAAAUAUACAUGAGGCGCUUAUCAACUUGUUUGGCAGCAGAUGGUAUUGUGAUCAAUAUGGUUGUUGGAGGUGAAGUGGUAACUCUAAAAGCAAUUGAAGAAAGCAGCAACCUUAUCAUAGCUGAGAUGCCCAUACAUAUUUCUGAGAUGCUGUGAUGCUGUUAGUCUUCAGCAUGAUUCUACUUUCAGUCUGAUGGCACACACUGCUACUUCAGCAAGACAUAUUUUUAUUGCAGCUCUAGCUCCGACAGUUGGUUCGAUGAUAUAUGUUGAUAGGCCUGCUGGCAAUUAAGCGAUAAUAUGUAAGACAUAUUUUUAUGAAUUACCUAAGAUAAAAUUCAAAGCAAAA